Messenger RNA from Pocillopora verrucosa, 4693 nucleotides. RefSeq lists its product as uncharacterized. The record is from RefSeq and is a predicted model, not a curated record. Gene Ontology annotation, molecular function: ATP binding; ATP hydrolysis activity; ABC-type transporter activity. Lineage: Eukaryota; Metazoa; Cnidaria; Anthozoa; Scleractinia; Pocilloporidae. Gene Ontology annotation, biological process: transmembrane transport. Gene Ontology annotation, cellular component: membrane.
CUUUAUUUUAAGGACCUUUUGCUCUCGUACGUGAGUGCUUUUGUCCGUUGUCUUCUUGAAUGUUUUGCAAUGUGAUGAUGGUAACGGAAUGACCCCAGACUGAUUUAAAAUGCCCUUUGAAAAUAUUCGCUGGUUUCAUGUUUUCUUCGUUGUAUUUCUUGCCUCGAAUGUGGACACAUUAACGGCCGCAAGAGAGUUACUCAAGAAUAACAUUAGUGAACCUCAAGCUAUCUGCAAUGACAAUUCUAGAGCCACGUUUUAUAUCGGAGCAAAGACAUCGAAGAAAUGGAUUGUGUUCUUCGAAAGUGGCGGAUUUUGUUCCUCGUUCGCAGACUGCAACAGACGUUACUUGAGUAAAAAUUCAACGAUCUUGAUGACUUCGAACAAGCUGCCUGAUAGAAUUACUGGACGAGAUCUACUCUCUGCGUCUGGCAGCGAAAACCCAGCUUUCUUUCGAUACAAUCACGUUCUCGUUCCAUACUGCAGCAGUGAUCUUUGGCUUGGCUUGAAAACUAAUCCCAACAAACCGUUCCGUUUUGUGAACGAUUCGUCCGUCGAUAACUUCAGUUUUAGAGGACAGACGAUUUUUCGUUCGGUUUUCAUGGAUCUGCUACAGCUUCAUAACUUGACAGACGCCGAGGAGAUCAUUCUUGCGGGAAGUAGCGCAGGGGGAAUUGGUAUUCUGAAUCACGCGGAUUGGGUCUUGAAGUACGUAGUGGAAACACAUCGUUUAAACGCCAGCCUUUUGUCUUUAAUCGACUCAGCCUGGUUUAUCGACUUUCAGGGUAGUCUCCAGGGCAGAGUGAAUCCCAAGUUCACAUCAUUCGCAAAUAUUUCGUCGCCUGCUUGUUUAGAUUAUUCGCGUGGUCACACUUGUUGCCCAUCAGCACCAUGCAUGAUUGCGCGCGGGUAUUAUCCCGCAAGAGUCCCGUUACUUUUGAUCUCAAGCAUGUAUGAUAUUUACAUGUUUGGUGAAGUUGUUAACACACUAGAAGCCGAAGGAAAAACGGCAAAUGAGCACUCUGCAGAUUUCAUAUCUGCUAUAAACAUGUACGGCGGUGCGAUGAAUGAAUCUUUAUCGUCAUCAGAAGAACAGUCAUUGAAUGUGAGCUUCUUUACACCAGCAUGUUUUCAACACAUUUAUUUUGCCACCUCAAGUUUGUGGGACGAGAAUGGGAUCUUUUCUCCUUCAAUGGAAGUUGUAGUUGGAAAUGCAAAAUUUAGGAACGAAGUGCGAAGAAAAACUUGGGAGACAACAAAAAUAUCGAAGACCAGCAUGAAAGAUUUUGUAUCGACAUGGGUGAGAUCACGUAACGCUUCCAUAAAACUAAUUGACAGCUGUAUCGGUGCUCAGUGCAACCCUACGUGUCCCCAGCAGUUGUUUUUUAUAGAUCCUGCGGUGAACUGGGUCGAGGUGGUCAAGAUUGUCAUAAUCAUUCUGUCCCUGUCCAUCACAGUCACGUGCUUUGGUUUGAAGGCCGUAUUCAUGCUGUAUCAGUAUCACCUGUCAAGAAAACAAAGGCAGUACUUGACUGAUACUGAAACUAAAAAAGUACAAAAAGAGUUACCUCCGGCACAACCUAGCGAAAUAAUCAGCAUCGCCUGUUUAGCACUCAGCUACUCAGUCGACGUAAACAAGAAGAAAAUGAAAAACGACAGAGACAAGCUGGCUCCUGAGACUAAAGUAGUUCAAACAGAUCAACUAGAAGGCACAUCUUCCUUGAUGAUGAGAAAAGAUUUAGAUGAUGUGUUCGAAGAGGAGGAAUCAACAAGCCUUUCCAGUGAAUCAACUGGAGAAGUCGACUCUUUCCCAAACGAUAACUUGGGUUUUGAGAGAUCAAUGUCUCUAACGCCUGGGCGAACAGAUUUUACCAAAAUGAAGUUACAUUCUACUCAGAAUGGUCAUUCUUAUAGUCACGACAAUCCAAGAGUGAAGGUAAAAGAGGCGAAGACCAGAAAUGGACAAAACCAAAAACAAAUUCUAAAGAAUGUCUCUGUUUACUUUAAUCCUGGAGAGUUGGUAGCCAUCUUGGGUCCCUCGGGAUCUGGAAAGACAACUCUACUAGAUUUGCUGACAGGAAGGCGAGAAACAGGCAACAGCCAGGGUGCGGUGUUUAUAAAUGGAGUUCCUAGAAGUCUUGGUAAUGUGCACAAAUGGUUCGCUCGCAAGAUUGGUUACGUGUUACAACUGGCUGUGCCUUACUAUGAAGAACUCACUGUGCGGCAGAAUCUCUUUUUCGCUGCUCACAUGCGGCUGCCUAAAUCAAUGAGCAAUGCACAGAAGUUUGAACGCGUUGAACAGAUACUUGCAGAGAUCGGUCUUACGUCUCUGGCUGAUACAGUUGUUGGUGGGUCUGUGGGUCAAGGUCUCAGUGGAGGACAGAAACGUCGAUUGUGUGUCGCUCUUCAGAUGAUAAAUCUGCCAUCUGUGCUUUUCCUUGACGAACCAACUUCGGGUCUGGACGCAUCAUCUUCCCUGGAGCUGUUGAAUCUUCUCAAUGUUGUUGCUGAGACAGGCAGACUAGUGAUUCUCACUAUACAUCAGCCGAGGGUGGAAAUCUUCCAUCUUUUCCACAAGAUUAUCCUUAUGUAUGAUGGUCAGGUGGCGUAUUACGGCGAGCCUACACCAGCCCCGACUCUCUUUCUUAAAGCCUAUCUGCAGUCAACAACUGAAGAAUUUCGACUCAGUGAAGAAGCGCCAAAAAUUGAUGCCAAAAACCCUGCAGACACAAUUAUGGAUAUAAUGAACUGCAGUGAGGCUCGCCGAGCCAUCCUGGAUUAUUACCAAAGAAGUGGUGAGCCACAGGCAGUCCAGGAAGCUAUCAAAAAGGCACAGGAAGACGCAAGAAACAUUUUUACUAUGCAAAACAUGAACUCCGACGAAGAGGAGACAAACGAUGCAGGAACAUUUAACAGAAUAUUUGUGUUGGAAGGCCGAACUUCCCUGAGUCAAACACUUGCACAAAUUUGCUAUUUUCCUCUGAUAUUCUUCUUGUUUGGAUUAGUAGUAGGAACAAUUUACUUUCGGGCGCAGGACAAAGAUGGGAUUUUGCUGAUGUCAGCAUUUUGCGUCUAUUGCUGCUGCAGCCCCUUGUUUCUCAGCUCAGUUCUAAUGGCGCAUCUAAACAAAGCUCUAAAUAUAUAUCACCUUGAACGUGCUGAUGGGUGCGGUCGGUCAUAUGAGAAUGUGAUUCAGACAUACGUGCGCAUUGCUGCUCUGUGUGUGAUUCCAAUUCUAGUCCGUUCGGCGAUGUCUUAUUUAUUGGUCAUGACGUCGCAUGAUUUGAAGACAUUUUUCUUGUUAAUAAUCAUCUCAUUGGUUUUAAACCAAACCUGGAUUGCAGUCUACAUGAUGGUGAUUUGUGCACAUCCGGGAUUCGCUAGUCGCAUUUGUCCGAUGGUAUCCGCCAUCGGAGGCUUCGCGGGGGGCUUUUUAGUACCCAGACCUCAAAUGCCGGCUGGGUACAACCUACUAUUCUACAUCAACCCACAAUUCUACGGUUAUUCUGCUAUCACCAAAGCCUUAUUACAAAACCUCCGCCUAAAAUGUGUUUACGAGUCCAAAUUGAAUUGUAUCAGUACUGAAGGCAAUGCUGUUUUGGCCGGAUUUGGGUUCGACACGGUCAAUAUUUAUGAAAAUUUGGCGAUAAUGCUUGGGAUGACAGUAAUAUCAUUAAUUUUCUCCUGGCUAUUUCUGGAAAUAAAGAACAUGAAGAUGAAAUUCUCCAAAACGUCAUCAAAAAUAUCAAGGUCACAAAUGGAUAAAAUACUAAAUGAAUCAAUCGAGCUUCUAAAUGAGGCAGGCCACACAGCUAACCCCACUCGCCGGAGGUCCACGUUAGGCAUUGUUACCCAUGACGACGGACUGCACACCGUGAAGCUUCCGGACAGUCCCAUUUCUCGCGAGUGCCAGCCAGAUCCAGAUGUUGUUUCUUUGAUGCCACAAACGAGUCCUGUCAUGUCUCGAGAGAGUCGGUGGGCGAUUGCUCGUAGGCGUAUGGCGGAGAGAAGGUUAAGCACCCAUCUUGAGAUGCAGAACGUUCAGAGAAUCGCCAGACAUUCCGCAGUUAUGCAAUCAAAACAAGUUCAGUCUCAAAUGACAAGGACGCCAAAGAAAACUAUACCUCUGCCACCGAGAAGUAGACACAACAGUGACCCUGGAGCAAACGGACAAAAACCAGAACCAAAAAAGAAACGUCACCAGUCAUACCAUGAAACCAACGAUCACAACCCUAUGAAUCUUGAACUGAAAAUGACAACUUGGCAAUCCGCGCCACGAUCAAGGAGUGUCUCUUUUCCUGUGGUUGAAGAGGGAGAUCAAGAAAUGACGAGUCGUAGCUCGUCAUUGAAAAGUAUCCGUGAACAUGAUGACGCGUUUGGCUCUGUGGACGAAGAAGAGGAUACCGCGAAUAUCGUUGUUGACACCAAGUUAUAAAUAUAGGGAAAACCCAAAAGAGCAAUAGACAUUUUUUCCUUCAUUUCGUAAUUAAUAGUAGAAAAGUCACAUUCAAAGACAAGUGCUAAGUAAGUAGGCUUUAAUAUCAGUUGACUUCUCUGAUGUCACAACGUCUUUAUAAAUACUGAUUUAUUUAUCAUGCACAAUCUUCACAGUUAACUGCACAUUAUUCCAAAAUACAAAAUAAAAAAUGCAAAAAUUUAAAUCUGGUUCUCCUGCUUUACAUCUGCAUGUGUC